Messenger RNA from Cucumis sativus (cucumber), 1794 nucleotides. RefSeq lists its product as uncharacterized. The transcript is spliced from 6 exons. NCBI's taxonomy places the organism in Eukaryota, Viridiplantae, Streptophyta, Magnoliopsida, Cucurbitales, Cucurbitaceae. Gene Ontology annotation, biological process: endoplasmic reticulum tubular network organization. The record is from RefSeq and is a predicted model, not a curated record. Gene Ontology annotation, cellular component: endoplasmic reticulum tubular network. The coding region runs from base 257 to 1462 and encodes 401 amino acids.
UUCAACACGUUCACUACGCGAAGGAUACAGUUCUUCUCUCUCUCUCUCUCUCUCUCUCUCUCUCUCUCUCUCUCUCUCUCUAUUUCUCUUUGUGAUUGAUUUUCUCGCAGCUUUACGUCUCCAUCACGGUCUCUGAUUUCCAUUUCUUGUUCGCUCUCUUUCCCUCUGUGAUCCGGAGAGGAGAAAGAUUGGUGGAAUUUUUCAUUACAACAUAUUCUAUCCGGAUCGAACAAUUUCCAGGUAUAUUCGGGAUAACAUGGCAGAGGAAAAAGCCGCUGGAGAAGGUGAGAAGAAGGAUUCUGUUGCGGAUGUUGGCAGGAAGAAGAAAUCCCGGGGGAUUUUCUCGCGGCUUUGGAAUAGUAUAUUCCGUGUACGCGGUGAUGAUUUUGAGAAGAGGCUUCAGCAUAUUUCCAAGGAAGAAGCUGCUGUUCUUGCUAGGUUGAAGCGUAGAUCCCUAACUUGGCGACGAAUGGCUAGAAAUCUUAUUAUAUUUUCUGUCGUUUUUGAGAUUGUUGCAGUUUGUUAUGCUAUCAUAACUACAAGAACUGUAGAUUUGAACUGGAAGAUGAGAGCUUUCAGAGUUUUACCCAUGUUUCUUUUGCCUGCAUUGUCGACUCUGGCUUAUACGGCAUUCCUUAGCUUCACAAGAAUGUGUGAUAGGAAGGACCAAAAAACCCUUGAAAGGCUGCGAGCUGAGAGGCAAGCUAAAAUUGAUGAACUUAAGGAGAAAACAAAUUAUUACAUUACUCAGCAGCUCAUCCAGAGAUAUGACCCCGACCCUGCUGCAAAGGCUGCUGCUGCAACUGUAUUGGCUUCCAAGAUGGGAGCCGAUUCAGGCUUAAAGGUUCGUUUGGGCGAUGAGUCCAACCCUAAUGUUCCAUCAGGGAAGAGCAAUGAUGUUGAAUUUGUGCAAGCCGGUGGUGGGCUUCGAAACAGAAAACAAGGUCACUCCCGUUCCAGCAGUACAGGUAGUGCUUCAUUGCAUCAUAUUGAGGAAGAAGCACGCCGUCCUGCAGUAUCCGAUGCUCCUCAUGCUUCUGAGCAUAAUCAGUUGGUUGUCGGUCAUUACAAUCCCCAAGGACCAGCUGUAAAUGAUGGAGGAUGGCUAGCUCGAAUUGCCGCACUGCUCGUUGGAGAAGAUCCAACACAAUCUUAUGCACUCAUCUGUGGCAACUGCCAUAUGCACAAUGGACUUGUCAAGAAGGAAGAUUUCCCAUUCAUUACCUACUACUGCCCACAUUGUCGAGUCUUAAAUCGGUCCAAUCAAUCAGAGGAACAAGUCUCUGGGCAUGGCAGUCCACCUGUUGGUUCUAUAAAACCAAGAAGCACUAGUGACCCAAUAGUACUCACCAGCAACGUGGACGCAGAGACAAUUUCUGAGAUUCAGGAGGCCAUCGAACAAACGGAAUCUGCAAACUUAAUUAGUGAAGAAGAAAAGGUACGCACAGAUGAAACGACAUAAUUAUAAUACACCACGGAACUCGAAUUUGAUCGUUGUCUUGGGCUUGAUAUAAUAUCCCCUUGUGUUCAUAUCGUGGGAGUUAUCAAGCAACAGAUUGUUUUCAUAGUUUGCUUCUUGCUUGGUCUUGUAAAAGCUGGCACUGUUAAGGUGAGUAACAUUCCUUCCUUCCUUCCUUCCUUCCUUCCUUCCUUUGUUCAUUUUAUAUUUUACCUUUUUUCCUUUCUUAGAGAGUUGAUUGAUGUAUACAUAGAUUACAUGGAUUUUGUUGUAAACAUGUAAAACUUUUUGAGUUUUUACUUUUUAAUGGAAGUGUCUAAAAGAUUUUACUUCUC